GGUAGAGUUAGGAAUAGGGUCAGGGUAAGGGACAGACAGAGGAAAAAAGAAGUUGCAGUUUCCUACCACAUCACCAACUAGUUGAAGAAAGUUGCCGGCGGAAUCCCAACUGAUCGCAGCGAAAGAGCUACGAGAGAAAACCCGGUACCCGCUCUGAAACUUCACGGAGGAAACCCAAGCACUGGAGCACGUUGCUUUCGGGCUUGAGCGACACAGCGUAAACCAGGGUAAAAAUCUGGCAAGAAGACAUUGAGGAAUUUUCCCCAGACCAGAGACACUGGGUAUCUGUGGACAAUUAGAGUGGAACUACUAAUAAACAUCUUUCGACGACUGAGAGAAAAACCGGAUAUCAUCAGUUCAGAAGGUUCGCAUCCAACUCAGGAACCGGGUUUCAUCACGUGCUUCCAAUGAGAAGUUCCUUCACUGAGUAAAGCCUGAAGAUUUGCUGCUUGGACACUAUGGGAAUGUUGAGGAACAUCUGGAGAGCCCGGAAAUUGUUGUUGGUCAUCUUGAUCCCUCUUCUGACAUUACCUCUGCCUGUCCUCUACCCUGACAGCCCAGAAGCACAGUGUGCGUAUGUCCUUAUAGUCACCGCUGUGUAUUGGGUGUCCGAGGCAGUCCCACUUGGAGCAGCAGCAAUGGUUCCUGCUUUCCUCUUUCCAUUGUUUGGGGUGUUAAAGGCCAGUGAAGUUGCGUCAGAGUACUUUAAGGACACAACGUUACUUUUGAUUGGUGUCAUCUGCCUGGCUGCUUCCAUUGAAAAAUGGAACUUGCACAAGAGGAUUGCUCUUCGCAUGGUGAUGUUAGCAGGAGCCAAACCAGGAAUGUUAGUCCUUGGCUUCAUGUGUUGUACGGUGUUCUUGUCCAUGUGGCUUAGUAACACUUCCACCACUGCCAUGGUGAUGCCAAUUGCGGAAGCUGUCCUGCAGCAGCUCAUCAACACCAGCCUGGAAUCUGAUGUAGAGUUAGCAGAAAUCACCGACACUGACAGCGUGGAAGACACCUACUCUGGCCCAGUGUCCCAAAAAUAUGAGCAGGAAGAUGAGAAGCAGCAGCUGGAGCUUAUCUACCUUAAAGAAAAUGGAAUGAAGAAGAACCAAUCUGACGAGAUGCUGACUAAGUCGGACAGACAGGACCAAAGUCAACCCAGAAAGGAGUACAGCAGUAAAUACAAGACCAAACGCGAUCACAUGAUCUGCAAGUGCCUUUCUCUAAGCAUCACCUACGCUGCUACCAUUGGAGGCCUCAUGACAAUUACGGGAACCUCAACCAACCUCAUCUUCGCUGAGCAGUUCAAUACUCGCUACCCGGAAUCGAGAUCUAUCAACUUUGGCACCUGGUUUGUUUUCAGCUUUCCUAUUGCCAUCAUCAUGCUGGUUUUGACCUGGAUCUGGAUGCACUGGCUUUUCCUGGGAUGCAACUUUAAGGAAACUUGUUCUCUGAGCAAGAAGAGAAAGACGAAACGUGAGGAGAUGUCUGAAAGGAGAAUUCAAGAAGAAUAUGAGAAAUUGGGGCCAUUCAGCUAUCCUGAGAUGGUGACAGGGAUUUUCUUUGUAUUGUUGACAUUGUUGUGGUUUACUCGGGAACCUGGGUUUGUUCCAGGAUGGACAUCACUCUUUGAGAGAAAAGGCUAUAGGACAGAUGCCACUGUCUCCAUUUUCCUGGGCUUUCUUCUCUUCUUGAUUCCUGCUCAGAAACCAUCUUUCUCCUGUUUUGGUGAGGAGAACAAUGAUGAGGAAAGUGCAAGGGACUUAAAGAAACUGAAGCAAUCAAAGGAACACAAUCCCCUAGCACCACUGAUAAACUGGAAAGACUUUCAGAAACACAUGCCUUGGGAGAUUGUCAUCCUUGUUGGAGGUGGAUACGCCUUAGCUGCAGGCUGCAAGGUGUCUGGCCUAUCAGAUUGGAUUGGACGUCAAAUGGAACCAAUGAGUAAUCUCCCGCCAUGGGCUGUUACGUUAAUUGCAUGCCUUUUGGUGUCGGUUGUCACUGAAUUUGCGAGUAAUCCAGCUACCAUCACAGUCUUCCUGCCUAUUCUCUCCACUUUGUCUGAGACUCUGCAGAUAAAUCCGUUGUACACAUUGAUACCAGCCACAAUGUGUGUGUCAUUUGCUGUGAUGCUACCUGUUGGUAAUCCACCAAAUGCCAUUGUCUUCAGCUAUGGGCACUGUCAAAUUCAAGACAUGGUGAAAGCUGGCUUUGGCGUGAACGUGAUCGGGGUGGUUGCUGUGAUGCUGGCCAUCAGCACCUGGGGAUUUCCUCUCUUCCAGCUGGAUCAGUUCCCAAAAUGGAUCCCAGCCAGCAACACAACAAGAGGCCUUUAGUCAUGAGAUGUGGAACCAGAGGUACAAGGAGAGUGCAAAGCAGACUGGGAAACAUUUGAUUAUUGGUGGCCAACUAAAGAAGGGAUCCAAUGCAGCAAGAAUCAUUACCCCAGAAUACAUGAUUCAGGAGUGCAAGGUGGAACCCAUUCUGACUUGGCAGCUUUCAAAUCAGGAGCAUUUGUUUUAGCUGUUUGAGGAUUUUUCAGGGUUUGUUUUUAUUCUGUCUUUGGGAAAUAUUCUUUUGGGCAUGGAAUUUUUAAAGUUUGUUACAAAAAAAUAUUUUUUUGCUAUUUCUUCCAAAGGCUAUGGUUCCUACAAAAAUUAUCCUAUUGCCUUUAGCAAUUCCUAGGCAGCAGGCAGAUCAAUCAUCAUGUAAGAUCAAGGCAAAUGAGUGGCCAGUUUAGCCUUUCAAGCCAUACUGGAUCAUAGUCGUCCAACAAGGUUUGCUUGAUGACAAUUAGGAGCAAGAACCUUGGUGAUUUUUCACUUUCAAACCUCAAAACGAGUUGAUCAUUAUUUUUACCACCACUAAACCUUCAGAGCUAUCAGUCUCGAACUGCAACGGUUAUAUUUGGUUCUGUACCACACUUUGCUGCCACUUUUGAUUUGUUAUCUUUUACUGAUGGAGCAAAUGGCUUUUAUUCGCAAUGGAUGAAAGUGCUAAUUAUUCCCUAUUGAAGAGUUUGUCACCGCGAGUCCAGAUUCCUGAAAUGAUUUGUAUAGUGUAUGAGGGUCAGCCUAACAUGCAUGCAUUAUAGAAGUUUUCAUAACAUUUCAGAGAAUGUUGGCAAGGACACUGGCUAUGAGAGAGAGAAGCCACCCUUUCUCACAGUACUACUGUCUCCCUGUUGAAGGUGGUUUUGCAGUGCACACACUGGACUGUCAUUAGAUUCAGAGCUGACAAACUGUUUCAGAUUUGGUCAUUGUAUCAAUAGAUGAUGUCUGAUGGCAAAUUUUGUCAGAGCAUAACUUCUCUCAAAGUCCUUCUGUGCAACAACAAGGCCAUGCCACUGCAGAUCCAAGAUUGUGGUAUUUCUCAAAAUUAUUGAUUUGUUUGUCUUUGCUUUUUUAAAAAAAAAUCAGACUAAAGUAAUGAAUAAACAUGUAGUACAAACUGCAGUUGCCAUUGCAGUCAUAAGCGUUGGGACAAUUUUAUUAAUGUACCUCAGUUCAUAAUGGCUAUAGCAUAAUUUUAAUUUAUGGAUAAUGGAAGACUAGCUAAUGAAAUGCAAAUGAUUCAUAUCUUCAAUGUGAAGGUCAAUUUUCUGUAUUAGUUUUAAUGCAAAAUGAGUCUUAGAUUUUUCUCCAUUUGGACAGAGCACAAAAUGGCCUCUUACACUCAAAGUACAUUUGGAGCAGUAAUUUCAUAAAACUGGCUUGAACAAAGAUUUGGAAGAUGGGUUAUUGGUCUAGUAGAGAUGGCGUUUCAAAGCUGUGCCUGAGGCAGAGUGUUGAGAGUAAAGCAAAGGCAUAAGUAUUGGGGGAGCAUAUCUAACUCAGUUCCUUAAAAUACAGAGCCUUUUCAUUCUUUAGUACUAAUAUGUUUCCAUCAUUCUAAUGUAUUUAAGAUUUACUUACGAAAUAUGAGAGUUUUGGGCUGUAAAGUCUUGAAGCUCCUAAUCACUGAGAAGCAGCUGUGCACUUAGCUGUUAAGGUGUACUCAGGAAGCAAGAGAACAUAUCCUCUCCAGUUUAAUCUUUCUAAAAACUUUUGCUGGACAAAAAUUUAAGGAAAUUUUACUUAAAGAUAUCCUAUCUCACCAAGAAAAAGUAGUUCCAUUGCUCUCCCAAUUCCAUCAAAUGGCAGCAUGUAUAUCUCCUUGCCAAAAGGACAGCUUCAAUAAACUGAAUUAUUAAUCAGCAAAUAUAUAUUGGUGACUUAUUAGUCAGCACCUGUAUAUUGGAGAAAUAAGCAACAAAUAAUAAGCAAGCAAGUUGACUGGACACCAUUGUUACAGAGUCAAAUUAUUGUGUCAGAGUUAUCUGGGCUGCUGCAGGUCACCAUGUACAAAAUGAGCUCCAGUGAGUGUUCUAUUUACGUAACACCUUACAGGUUAGCUACAAGCAUUGCUUGUGAAGCUCCUGCUACUUCCAAUUCUAGCUUACUCUCUGCCAACAUUGUUAAUUAAGGGCAGGAACCGAUUAUUUCACAAUGUUCUAAGUAGUUGAGGUGGCUGCCAAUAGUUUUAAUUCACCCCUCAGCUCUAAUUCCCGACUCAUCAGAAAGGAUAAAAGGUUUUAUUUGCUGUUAGUUCCCCAGAAGUAAACCUCUCCAUGAGCUCACUGCUUCAGAUCUGCACAUAGUAUCACGAGUGUGUUACUGUGAUGUUAAAUCUGCCUUGUUUGCCAAAGAGGAUCUUGAGUGUGACAAUGAAGUCCAUUAUCCCAAAAGACCUGUGUCUGCAGUAUCUUUAGUGAAAGUUAAAGGACUCAUUGUACUCCUGGCCCACAGUGGAUAUUGUUCAUUCUGCAGAGUUGAUCUUUUCAUUUUUUAAUAGCCUUGAAUACAAGGUCCCUCACCGCUGCACUGAAACAUUGGUUCUAUAGAGCAGCUUGCCACACUUCGCCAUAGAUUCAGCAGUAGAACCAGAGGAGCCACCUUUAUUCCUUCCAUUCAUGUGCUCUUUCCAUCCCUUCAAACUCCCCAGACUGCAUAAUAAUAAAAAAAGAAAAUAAUCAUCUUUGGCCACUAAGUGCUAAAUGUCAAUGGGUAUUUCAGCCACUGGUUGCAUAGACCUUUUCCAUAGUCUGUCCUUUAAGUUAUGUGGAACUAAAUUCUGGGAAUGGGAUAACGAGACCAGUGUUUUCACAUCAAAUUAGUGCUACUGACCAUAGGGAGAUCUCUCUCUCCACGGAUUCCACUGUUCUUCCUUACAUCAAAAAAAAGCGUCUCCUGGAAAUUCAAAAUUUGCUUUUUCUCCUGAAUACGCGAUUCUGCCGUAGGAAUGUAAAUUGAAACUGGAAUAAAGGAGCCAAAGCACCCUGCUCUCUUUGAAAUUUGCACAUGAUUUCUUUAUUUUUUUGGAAGCUCAAUAAAGAUCUGUAAUUGCAAACUA
Molecule: messenger RNA, 5379 nt
Organism: Hypanus sabinus (Atlantic stingray)
Lineage: Eukaryota; Metazoa; Chordata; Chondrichthyes; Myliobatiformes; Dasyatidae
Gene: slc13a4
Product: solute carrier family 13 member 4
Exons: 15
Coding region: 459-2324 (621 amino acids)
Biological process (GO): monoatomic anion transmembrane transport
Cellular component (GO): membrane
Molecular function (GO): transmembrane transporter activity
Source: RefSeq, a predicted model, not a curated record